UUUCAGGAAGGUGAAUUAUGUCAAGCACAGAGCUUAAUUUCUAUCCGCUCCUUGUCGCUGUAUGCUUCUAUCUAUCAGUCUUUGUGAUUGCUGAGUUGACUCGUAAGCUUGUCGAUAAAUAUGGGACGGCUGGAUCAUUGUUGUCUUAUUUUCUAAUGGAAAUGAUAGCAACAGCACAAAUGUGUACUUGCGUUUAUGAGAACGCGGUGAUCAUUCGACAUUAUGGCCUGUUGGGUUUCUUUUUCACCGUUGCUAUACUAAUUUUUUCUGGCGGCAUUAUGAAUCGAGAAGCAUAUGUAUCUCCACUGACACCAAUUGAGCUGUACUAUAAAGGAGCACUUCCAUUGAAAAGAUUGUUAAUAACAGUAACUGGCGAAACGGUUGGUGGUUAUUCGGCUUAUCGAGUAGCCCGUAACCUGUGGUACUGGUCGUUAAAUUUGUCGUCUGAUCAUGCUUUUUUUUACGAGCUCAAAAGUUGUGAACUUAUUUAUAAGGUGCCAUUCAUGUUUGUACCGUCUUUCGAAAUGGUUGGCUGUUUUCUGAUGCGUUACAUUCUUUGCCGCAUUCCGAAAAAUGCCAAGAAAUAUAUAGCUCCAACCGUUGUCUCAGCAUUCUUGACACUUGCACUUCUGGUUGUGGGUGUUCCUGGACUUAAUCCAACAGUUGCUUCAUCGCGCUUACAUGGCUGUGAUGGGCUAAAUACUGUUUGGUUUAUUCUGACAUAUUGGAUAUGUCCUGUAAUUGGUUGGAUGCUGUCGGCUUUCAUCGAUGAUCGCAAGAUCACUGUUACUGGAAAAAAAAUAAUGUAACAAAACUGUGCAGGAAAGAAUUAUCAAGCUGUCUUUCAAAACUCCAUCUUGUCACCAAAUUAUGUUCACUUUCUCACAUUACAGUUCUGUAAAAAUAGAACAAUGUACUGUAAAAUAUCAGAUGCC
Messenger RNA from Loa loa (African eye worm), 935 nucleotides. RefSeq lists its product as hypothetical. Gene Ontology annotation, molecular function: channel activity. The record is from RefSeq and is a predicted model, not a curated record. The transcript has 8 exons. Gene Ontology annotation, cellular component: cytoplasm. The coding region runs from base 18 to 809 and encodes 263 amino acids. NCBI's taxonomy places the organism in Eukaryota, Metazoa, Nematoda, Chromadorea, Rhabditida, Onchocercidae.